Messenger RNA from Ectocarpus sp. CCAP 1310/34, 340 nucleotides. Lineage: Eukaryota; Phaeophyceae; Ectocarpales; Ectocarpaceae. The record is from the annotation of a GenBank genome assembly.
AUGAACAAGCUGCUCCAGGUCCACCUCCUGGAAGCUGCCGCUACUGCUGCCGGCCUUGGCGGUGUUGGCCAUGGUUGCUAUUCUCCACUAGCAGCUGCGGCAGCAACGCAGCCGCCGAGCUCUGCCCUCGCUGUGCCUCCCUCCCCCUAGCAGUCUUCUAUCAUAAAGGAAGGCAGAAGGCAGAAAUCAUUUCGUACGUGUUCAACGUCUUCAGUCCGAAAGCAGCAGCAGUGGCACUCCCAUGUAGGCAUACAUCUGCCUGCGGUGCUCUACCGCCUUGGUCAUGCCCGCGUUCGCUCUCUGUCUCUGUGGUCUGUCUCGCUCUCGCUGGCCAGGUUCU